AUGAGAGGUUAUUCCAUGUCAUUAAGAAAUGUUGCCAUGAACGCAAAUAGAGUUGUUGCCAAUCCAUUAGUGUUUAGAAACUCUGCUGCUCUUGUCGGCACUACUGCUAGAGCAACAUUUUUAGGAACUAACAGAUUUUAUUCAGAUAAUGCUAAGAAAGAUGCUUCUCCUAAGGAAAAGAAAGUAGAAGAGCCUGCUACUGAAGAGGACGCUAACUUAACUGAAGAUCAAAAAAAGAUUAAUGAACUACAAGAGAAAUAUGAAGAGAAAUGUAAGGAAUCUGCAGAAUAUAAGGACAGGUUAUUGAGGUCAGUUGCUGAUUUCAGAAAUUUGCAAGAAAUCACCAAGAAAGAUGUCCAAAAAGCAAAGGAUUUUGCAUUACAAAAAUUCGCUAAGGAUUUAUUAGAAUCUGUCGAUAAUUUCGGUCAUGCCUUGGGUUCUUUCACAGAAGAAGAUUUAAAAAAGUCCAGAGAAAUCAGAAAUUUAUACACUGGUGUGAAGAUGACAAGAGAUAUCUUCGAAAAAACCUUAAAGAAACACGGUAUUGAAAAAGUAGACCCAUUAGGUGAGCAAUUUGACCCUAACAGGCAUGAAGCCACUUUUGAAUUGCCACAAGAAGAUAAAGAACCAGGUACCGUCUUCCAUGUCCAACAAGUUGGUUUCACAUUGAACAGUAGAGUCAUUAGACCAGCCAAAGUAGGCAUUGUCAAAUCUACAGAGUAA
Tetrapisispora phaffii CBS 4417 is the source of this 723-nucleotide messenger RNA. RefSeq names its product mitochondrial nucleotide exchange factor MGE1 (gene MGE1). Gene Ontology annotation, molecular function: adenyl-nucleotide exchange factor activity; protein-folding chaperone binding; protein homodimerization activity. The record is from RefSeq and is a predicted model, not a curated record. The coding region runs from base 1 to 723 and encodes 240 amino acids. The transcript has a single exon. Gene Ontology annotation, cellular component: PAM complex, Tim23 associated import motor. Gene Ontology annotation, biological process: protein folding; protein import into mitochondrial matrix. Lineage: Eukaryota; Fungi; Ascomycota; Saccharomycetes; Saccharomycetales; Saccharomycetaceae.